ACAUGGGACGUUAAAAACAUUUUAAACAUAUUUUCUUAUAUAAAUUAUACCGAUUGUCAGAUAAGCUAUGUAAAAAAUCUAAAUUAAUAUAAAAAGGGUAUGCUGUAAAUAAAUAUAAAAAAAGGUGAAAGCGAAACAUGGAAUACCACAACCGUAGAAAUCGUAGAGGAAGAAUGCGAGCUCGUCCACCGUUGCCUGUGACGCGUUCGCCAAAACAAUCGUUUUUGAGCAAUUUCUACAAUUUCAUCAUAAUGACAAGUUUAGUUAUGAUCGUGUAUUUGAUGCUUGACUAUCAUUGCAAUAUUUGUAGCAAGAAAUGUGACAUCCGUAAUAUAACCAGAGGAAUCCGUGAUAUUACGCAUAACAUUACCCACAUAGAAAAAUCUUAUUAUGAUUUGGAAAAAACGUUACAAAAAAUAUCGUUUGAACUGCCUAAAAUUGAAGGGCAAAUUGAAGUUUUGGAAGUUUUAGCAAACACGAUGGAAAAAGGCGACUAUGCUUGGAAUCCUAAAAAACACUUACCUUUGCCUAAUGUAGAUGUGUUUCUUAAUAAAUCUGAAAAAACAUCUGUAAAAGCUUCAGAAUUUGGUAACUUAACAAAAAAAGGCCCAAAACGAACAAAAAGUAACAAGGAUUGACUAGAAUUGGAUAAUGAUUUAAAUGAUGAAUUACGAAUUGCAUG
Molecule: messenger RNA, 682 nt
Organism: Nymphalis io (European peacock)
Lineage: Eukaryota; Metazoa; Arthropoda; Insecta; Lepidoptera; Nymphalidae
Exons: 2
Coding region: 138-638 (166 amino acids)
Source: RefSeq, a predicted model, not a curated record